AUGUCAUCACCAACUACAAAGAGACAGGCUACUAAGAAGAAGAAUGUGCAAUCUGAAAGUGCUCAACAUUCACAGACCACAACUACAAAGUCCCAAUCAAAAAGCUAUGAAGGAGAUACUGAAAAAUCUGGAGUGGGGCGAAAGAAUGUAAAGCGGAAACUUGACACAAGCAGCACAGGCCCAUGUCUGAAUGUUCAACUUAGGGAUCCACACGACACUCUCGCAGAUUUUCAAGAUGAAGAAGAAGAGGAAGAGGAGGAGGAAGCUGUGGAAGAGGAUAACUCUGAUCAUGUGGAGCCUGAUGUGGAAGAAGAGAAUGAUAAUGGAUUACGAAAUUACGGUGCAAUUGCAGUCUUUAAGGUCUAUGUUGUUUCAGUUGCUUCCGGUUGUGCAGCAAAAUAUAUUGACCUUAAUAGAUCUCUUGAUAGCGGUGGCGGAAGUAACGGAGGUGGUGGUGCUGGUUGUGGUGGAGGCGAUCGAGAUGGUGGUGGUGAUGGGAACGAUGAAGAUGGUGGUGGCGACGGAGAUGAAGAUGGUGAGGACGAGAUGAAGAUUUUGGUUCGUGUUUUGCUGAGAAGUAAAGAAGGAAGGGCGUGUAAUUGA
This is a messenger RNA of Papaver somniferum (opium poppy), 603 nucleotides long. Its product is annotated as aspartate, glycine, lysine and serine-rich protein-like. NCBI's taxonomy places the organism in Eukaryota, Viridiplantae, Streptophyta, Magnoliopsida, Ranunculales, Papaveraceae. The record is from RefSeq and is a predicted model, not a curated record. The transcript is spliced from 3 exons. Bases 1 to 603 code for a protein of 200 amino acids.